This is a messenger RNA of Bombus huntii, 2225 nucleotides long. It is a transcript of the gene THG, whose product is annotated as probable tRNA(His) guanylyltransferase. The transcript is spliced from 3 exons. The record is from RefSeq and is a predicted model, not a curated record. Gene Ontology annotation, biological process: tRNA modification. Lineage: Eukaryota; Metazoa; Arthropoda; Insecta; Hymenoptera; Apidae. Bases 378 to 1451 code for a protein of 357 amino acids. Gene Ontology annotation, molecular function: tRNA guanylyltransferase activity; magnesium ion binding.
UUAUAUAUUUAGACUUAUUUACAUAUUACGUAAAUAUAUAUAUCUCCAUAAAAAUUUUAAUGUAUUUUAUUUAAAUAUCUUCAAUUCACAAGAAUUUGUUACAAUACAGUAUUUUAUUUAACUUGUGCAUAUCUUUACCCACAUUUAUACCCACUAUACAGCUGCUAGCCUACCAGUUAACCAAUUAUACCUAACCAAUAAACGCGCACGUGGUUAUUUAGAAAUAUACAUAUGUAUCAAACGGUAAUUUAUUUCGUCAUAAAAAGUCAAUAACAGAUUUUUAAUAAGUUCUUUAUGAAUUUAUGAGACAAAUUGUGUACAUCUCAAACUGAAGCAAACACGACAGUGGAGACUUCAACACUUAGCAGUUUCAGGAAAUGUUGUAUUUUCUGACAACAGGAAGCAACUUCCUGAAAAUCAUUAGCUUGGUCAAACAAGUGGUCAAUAGCCGGCACAUAAGUUUGACGAGAAUGGCUAAAAGUAAAUUUGAAUAUGUGAAAGAAUUUGAACGUGAUGACAGUUGUUUGCCAAAUUGUUGGAUUGUGGUUAGAAUUGAUGGAAGGAAUUUUUCAAAAUUCUGUGAAGCGCAUCAAUUUACUAAACCGAAUGAUGUAGCUGCUUUGCAAUUAAUGAAUCGCGCGGCUAUUACGGUUAUGGAAGAUUUUAAAGAAAUCAUUCUAGGUUUUGGUCAAAGUGAUGAAUAUUCUUUUGUCUUUCGAAAAGACACUGAACUUUACAAACGAAGAGCUUCAAAAUUGAUGACAAAUGUGAAUUCUCUUUUUGCAUCAUCGUAUGUUUAUCAUUGGCCACGUUUCUUCCAAGGCAAGGAAUUAUAUUAUCCACCAUCUUUCGAUGCCCGUGUUGUAUUAUAUCCUACAGAUAAAAACUUAAGGGAUUAUUUAGCAUGGCGACAGGCUGAUGCUCAUGUAAACAAUUUAUAUAACACCUGCUUUUGGAAUCUUGUAUUAAAAGGAAAGCUAACUCCAACUCAGGCAGAAGGAAAACUUAGAGGUACAUUGGCAUCACAUAAGAACGAAUUACUUUUUCAAGAAUUUGGUAUAAAUUAUAAUAAUGAGCCACCACUUUUUCGAAAGGGUACUACACUUAUAAGGAAAUUAAUACCUGAUGGGACAGGCAGAUUAAAACCUGCAGUGGUUCCAUUGGUAGAUGAUAUUAUUGGAGACCGUUUCUGGAAAGAAAACCCGGAAGUACUCGGGUUAAAAAGCUUAGCAACUUAUCAACCUCCAAAUUUAGUAAAUAAUGUUAAUUCAAAUCCAAUUAGAACAACAAAACCACCAUCUCCAACCACGAACAUGAAACAUAUUAAUAACACUCCACCACCUCCAGUUGCUAAUGUGAAUUCUAUGAAAGAAGAAGUGCAUCCAGCAAGAAGCCGAGAAUCAGAUGGAGAAAGAAUGCAGUGUGAAAGUGAACGAAUUUGUAGAAGAUAAGAAGUGUUUUAUAUUUUUUUUAUAAUAAAUUUGAAAAACAUCCUAACGGAAAAUAAUGGAAGUUUAUUUCCAGUAAUAUUAAGAAUAUUUUAAUCGCGUUUUAUCUGAAGUGGUAGUAUUAUAAAAUGUUAAUUAUUAGUGAAAGAAUUACAAAGUACAGAAUUGAUAAUUCUGACUACAUUUAUGAUUCCUUUGUAAAUUCUUCACUUAAAAUUAAUUUUUAUCUUACUACUUUUUUAGAGAAAUUAUAUUUUUAUAUGAUAAAUUGCAUAUUUAUGUAUAUACGUGUACUUUCACAUACAUAUAUACACAUGUACAUAUAUAUGUAUAUGUUAUAAAAGUGUUUUAGAGAAAUGGAUACGUAUACAUAUAUAUUUGAAAAAAUAUUUUUCGUUAGGAUUUCAUAUUUUAAAACUUAUUCACUUUCAGUAUCGCAUUUUCUAAUAGCAAAAUAUUGUAUCAAUUAAUCUUAAAUUAUUUAUGAAAUGAAAGGCUGCUCUAGAGUAAAUGUACUAAGAUUUUUAUAAAAAAAUCUUGUUCAUAAACACAGAAGUAGUUUACUAAACCAUUUUGAAUUAAUUUCAGGUAUAAAAUUUUAUAAUUCUGCAUGUGUAUGUUUGUAAGUUCUAUAAUAAUCAGUUUGAAUAUUAUCGUAUGAUGGAUUAAUUUGAAUAUUAUUACACGAUCUAUUACAUUAAAUAUUGCUUCGUUAUUAGAAGAACAUGCAAAAUAUAAGUAUUCUAGAAAUAAAGGUAUUGUAAGUAUGUCGUUAGA